Messenger RNA from Saccharomyces paradoxus, 1641 nucleotides. It is a transcript of the gene MUP3, whose product is annotated as Mup3p. Gene Ontology annotation, cellular component: membrane. The transcript has a single exon. Gene Ontology annotation, biological process: amino acid transmembrane transport. The record is from RefSeq and is a predicted model, not a curated record. Lineage: Eukaryota; Fungi; Ascomycota; Saccharomycetes; Saccharomycetales; Saccharomycetaceae. Bases 1 to 1641 code for a protein of 546 amino acids. Gene Ontology annotation, molecular function: L-amino acid transmembrane transporter activity.
AUGGAACCACUGCUCUUUAAUAGUGGGAAAGCAAAUCCCUCACAAGAUGUUUUUAUAGAUGUGGAAGUUGGCGAUAUUACCACAAAAUAUGGUUCUACAAAUACUGGAUCAUUCAGUUCGAUGGAUACGGUGGAAGCGCAGGCGAUAAAAGCAGAGACGGCGAGAUUCAUGGAAGUUCCUCAGGGAAGGCAUUUAGGUGUGUUUUCUACGGUUGUGUUAUUUGUUUCGAGGAUAGUGGGAUCAGGCAUAUUUGCAGUUCCCAGUGUGAUUUUACUGAAUACAGGCGGUAAUAAGCUGAUAUAUUUUGCGAUUUGGGUUUUCAGCGCUGUGAUUGCGUUUGCAGGAUUAUAUCUUUUUCUAGAAUUUGGUUCAUGGAUACCGAAAUCUGGCGGACGUAAAAACUUCCUCGAACGUAGUUUUGAAAGGCCCAAAUUAUUGAUUAGUGUGGUGUUUUCCUGCUACAGCGUUUUAACCGGGUAUGCAUUAACAGGUUCUAUUGUCUUUGGCAAAUACGUGUUGAGCGCAUUUGGGGUGACGGAUGACUCGUGGUCCAAGUACAUUAGCAUAUCAUUUAUAGUCCUCGCAGUUCUUAUUCACGGUGUCUCUGUAAGACACGGAGUGUUCAUACAAAAUGCUCUUGGUGGUUUGAAGUUGAUAAUGAUUGUUUUAAUGUGCUUCGCUGGGCUGUACACCCUACUCUUUUAUAAAAGCACCAGUCAAGUUGCUUGGGACCUACCCGUAACCCAAGUCGAGAAGGAUUCUUUUCUAUCAGUGUCCUCUAUUGCUACUGCCUUUAUUAGCUCAUUCUUUUGUUUUUCUGGUUGGGAUACAGUUCACACGGUUACAUCAGAAAUUAAGAAUCCGGUUAAAACAUUGAAAGUGUCAGGUCCUUUAUCGUUGAUAAUUUGUUUCGUCUGUUACACAAUGAUGAACGUAGCAUACUUAAAAGUUUUGACAUAUGAGGAAAUUGUUAAUGCGGGGCCCCUUGUUGGUUCGGUGUUGUUUACCAAGCUUUUCGGACCUCAAGUUGGUGGUAAAUUCAUUUCUUUUUCCAUUGCCAUUUCUGCAGCAUCUAAUAUUCUAGUUGUCAUUUAUGGUAUAUCAAGAGUUAACCAAGAGAUUUUUAAAGAAGGUUAUUUACCGUUCAGUGCACAUAUGUCCAAAAAUUGGCCAUUCGAUGCACCUUUACCAUCCAUUUCUUUAUGUGGCUUUAUAACUAUUGCUUGGAUAUUGAUUUUACCCAAAGAGGGCGAAUCCUUCAAUUAUCUAGUAUCAAUGGAUGGUUAUGGCAACCAGUUUUUCUUAUUAUUGGUUGCUAUUGGCCUCUUUAUUUGGAGAUUCAAACAUAAACACGAAACGCCAGAGAUUCGUGCACCUACGUUUGGCGUUUUAGCCAUUAUUGCGUUGUCAUUGUAUAUGUUGGUGGCUCCAUUUUUGGCCGAUGCUAGUCUAAACAGAGUUGGAUUCUUACCACCCUACCAAAUUAUGUCAUUAUUAGUGAUACUUGCAUGCUUCUUUUUCUGGUUAGUUAAAUUCGUUUUACUACCCAAAUUCUUCCAUUAUAAACUUCUACCCAAAAUUACUUAUUUGCGCGAUGGGCUCGUUGUCACUGAAUGGGUAAAAAAGCCAUCUUUGUAUUAG